GAAUGUUUUACAAGGAGAUUAUGAAUAACUCCUAUAUAUAAGAUGAUUGUUUGGAAAAUUGUAUGUAAUGUUAUAAACCACUUAAGGAUGGACUCCAUAACCAAACCCAUACACGGUCCAUAUCCAUGAAGCCCAUCGGACAUAAGCUCAUGAGUCUAAGUCGGUUUAUGUAUUCCCUAUUAUGUUUAGGAAUUAGUCAUAAUAAGGCUUAACACUUUGCUAUAUAUAUGUAACCUCCAUUCAAUAAUGAUUAAUAAAAAUAAGAGAUUCUAGACUUUGAACUCUCUAAUUUACAACACGUUAUCAGCACGACUUGCUCUAACGCCCAGCUCAGUAAAAACCCUAAAACCCUAAGAGCCGUCGUUCAUCCCUCUCUUUCAUCAAAACCCUAAACCACCGACGUUCCUCCCUUUUGUUCGAGACUAGUUCCUGUUUCGAAGAUCUAUUGGUGUUCACGAGCAAACAUGUGCUUGUGAUCAAAUUCCAUCCGAAACCAGUUCGAGGUUCGUAGUCCGGUACCUGUGUGGUUCGCGGCUUCGAGACGAGUGCGGUACGAGAGCAGUACGUGAGCGGUACGUGGAGCGGGACGAGAGCAGUACAAGGAGCGGUCCGAGAUCUGUUCGUGUGAAAGCAGUUUGCAGUCUAGAUCGAGGUUCGUGGCUCAUGAUCAAGGGAAAUUUGAGGUCUUUAGCUCCCAGAUCAAAACCUGUCAUACCCCUUUGGUGUUAAGAUGGCAAAGCUCAACAACCUCAUGUACACAGCCCUUAACGCCUCUGGCGAUAAUUAUUUACAAUGGGCAUUGGAUACUAAGAUCCACUUGAAAUCAAAAGAGCUUUGCGAAUGCAUUGAGGAUGAUAAUAACUGUUCUAAAGGAGAUAAGUAUAAGGCAAUCAUGUAUAUACGCCAUCAUAUGGAUGAGAGCCUCAAAAGUCAGUACCUCACUAUUGAGGAUCCUCUUGAGCUUUGGACAGAGUUGACAAACAAAUAUGGACACCAAAAGAUGGUGCUCCUACCAAAGGCUCAAGUCGAUUGGAAAACCCUAAGGGUCCAGGAUUUUAAAUCCAUGGAUAGGUAUAAUUUAGAGCUAUUUAAGAUAGCCUCAAGAUUGAAAUUAUGUGGUAUAGAGGUUACUGAUGAGGACUUGAUAGAGAAGACACUCUCAACCUAUUACACUAAUGACAUACUGCUUCAGCAGCAAAUUCGUGAAAGAAGUUUUAAAACAUAUGCAAGUCUCAUCUCCUGUUUGUAUGCCGAAUCAUUGGGACAAGAUGGGCAAAACGUUGAGCAUCCUAUUGAUCUCUAUCAAGAGAAUUUAAAGAAAAAUCAAGAAGCCAAUUUGGUGCAUCUCGAUGGUGAGGGUGACUUUGACCAUGAGAAUGACGACCAAUUGGACUAUGAGACAUCCGAUUGCUUAAAAGAAGAUAAUUAA
Messenger RNA from Camelina sativa (false flax), 1429 nucleotides. Lineage: Eukaryota; Viridiplantae; Streptophyta; Magnoliopsida; Brassicales; Brassicaceae. The record is from RefSeq and is a predicted model, not a curated record.